Plasmodium vivax (malaria parasite P. vivax) is the source of this 1171-nucleotide messenger RNA. Its product is annotated as tryptophan-rich antigen (Pv-fam-a). The record is from RefSeq and is a predicted model, not a curated record. The coding region runs from base 221 to 1171 and encodes 316 amino acids. Lineage: Eukaryota; Apicomplexa; Aconoidasida; Haemosporida; Plasmodiidae. The transcript has 2 exons.
ACUAUUUUGUAAUUCCUAUUUCAGAUUAUACUUGUCCGUUCUCUGAUAUGGAAAGCCAGAAGCGUUGCGAACAGUGACAGCAACCAGUAUUGCAAUAUACGUUAUAUAUGUUGUAGAUAGUUCUCUUUACUGCAUACCGUCCCAUAGUUUUCAUAUAAGUGACAUUUAUACUUCCUUUUUUUUUCUAAAAUUUUUACCUUGUCAAAAAAUUGUAUGAAACAUGGAAUUGAAGAAGAACAAUGCCGCGUUGACCUCACAAAGGUCAUCUUCUAGAACCACAUCCACAAGGAGCUACAAAAAUGCCCCAAAAAAUUCCACUUCAUUCCUUUCUCGUUUAUCUAUUCUGAUAUUUGCCUUAUCAUGUGCUAUUUUUGUAAAUACUGCAUCAGGGGCGGCAGCUAAUAGACCAAACGCGAAUGGCUUUGUGUCACCUACUUUAAUAGGAUUUGGCGAAUUAAGCAUCCAAGAAUCAGAAGAAUUCAAAAGAAUGGCUUGGAAUAAUUGGAUGUUGCGAUUGGAGUCCGACUGGAAACAUUUUAACGAUUCUGUUGAAGAAGCCAAAACCAAAUGGCUUCAUGAAAGAGACUCAGCUUGGUCUGAUUGGCUUCGUUCCUUGCAAAGUAAAUGGUCUCACUAUAGUGAAAAAAUGCUUAAAGAACACAAAAGUAAUGUUAUGGAAAAAUCAGCCAACUGGAAUGACACGCAAUGGGGAAAUUGGAUAAAAACUGAAGGAAGAAAAAUUCUAGAAGCGCAAUGGGAAAAAUGGAUUAAAAAAGGUGAUGACCAAUUACAAAAGUUAAUUUUAGAUAAAUGGGUUCAAUGGAAAAAUGAUAAGAUCCGAUCCUGGUUAUCCAGUGAAUGGAAAACCGAAGAAGAUUACUACUGGGCAAAUGUAGAGCGCGCUACAACAGCAAAAUGGUUGCAAGAAGCAGAGAAAAUGCAUUGGCUUAAAUGGAAAGAAAGAAUUAACAGAGAGUCUGAACAAUGGGUGAACUGGGUCCAAAUGAAAGAAAGCGUUUACAUCAAUGUAGAAUGGAAAAAAUGGCCCAAAUGGAAAAAUGAUAAAAAAAUUCUAUUUAACAAAUGGUCAACUAACCUUGUCUACAAAUGGACACUGAAAAAGCAGUGGAACGUUUGGAUUAAGGAAGCAAAUACUGCACCCCAAGUUUAG